CCGUGACAACUGACAGAUCAGUUUGACAAUUGAAAUCGGUGUACGAAAAGCGAGAUUAGUAUUUGUUUACGUUUUCUGUUUUAUAAAACUACAUUGAUUGUUUAGUAAAUACAUGAAACGAUGUCUGUAAUGCUGAAUAUUAAUCUUAAAAGAACAAGUAAAAUAUACCAUGAAGGGGAAGUAAUAGCUGGGGUGGUGGUGGUGGAGACUAACAGCGAUGUAAAGCAUGAGGGGCUCUCGCUAAACAUGGAGGGCUGCGUCAAUCUGCAACUCAGCACCAAAAAUGUGGGCAUAUUUGAAGCAUUCUCCAACAGUAUCAAGCCAAUGAACUUAAUCAACACAGUGAUAGAACUAGCUCCUCCUGGCAAAAUCCCAGUGGGCAUCACGGAAAUACCAUUUGAGAUCCCACUGCGGGCUCGUCAGGCAAUAUCUCCAGGAUAUCCAGGCUUGCUAGAGACCUAUCAUGGAGUGUUUGUGAACAUCAUGUACACAUUGAAGUGCAGCAUGAAGAGAUCCUUUCUCAAUAAGCCACUGUAUACAAGCUGCCAAUUUUUUGUACAAUACAGGCAACAAGAUCCUGCCCCUCUGAAGCCAGUCAGAUGUGAGAUCACCCCUGCAUCCAUCCGGGCAUGUGGAGGGAGUUUGUCACGUGGGGUAAUGCCGCAGUUCCAGAUAUAUGCUGAAAUCCACACUACAGUGUGCCCGCUUGAUAAACCUAUCACAGGAAAAAUCCGAGUGGAUGAGUGUUCAGUGCCCAUCAAAUCUAUAGAGCUGCAGCUGGUGCGGGUGGAGACCUGUGGCUGUGCUGAGGGUUACUCUAAAGAUGCCACUGAAAUCCAGAACAUCCAGAUAGGCGACGGUGAUGUUUGCCGCGGGCGACACAUCCCUCUGUACAUGGUGCUGCCAAGGCUCUUCACUUGCCCUACCACCACUACAGUCAAUUUUAAAAUUGAGUUCGAGUUAAAUAUUGCAGUUAUUUUCGAAGACGACUACUUGGUGACUGAAAACUUUCCUAUAUUACUCUUAAGAACCCGAUAGUUAUAAUAAAUUAUAAUUUAAAUCUA
Molecule: messenger RNA, 1064 nt
Organism: Manduca sexta (tobacco hornworm)
Lineage: Eukaryota; Metazoa; Arthropoda; Insecta; Lepidoptera; Sphingidae
Product: vacuolar protein sorting-associated protein 26C
Exons: 7
Coding region: 121-1038 (305 amino acids)
Biological process (GO): intracellular protein transport
Cellular component (GO): endosome
Source: RefSeq, a predicted model, not a curated record